Diabrotica virgifera virgifera (western corn rootworm) is the source of this 2400-nucleotide messenger RNA. RefSeq lists its product as uncharacterized. The transcript has a single exon. Bases 1 to 2400 code for a protein of 799 amino acids. The record is from RefSeq and is a predicted model, not a curated record. Lineage: Eukaryota; Metazoa; Arthropoda; Insecta; Coleoptera; Chrysomelidae.
AUGUUGAGACUUGUAAAAAUUCAAAAAACAAAAAACCAUCGCAAAGAAUACUUAUGUGAUGGAUGUCUACAAUUCUUUGUUAGCGAAGAAAAGCUAAAUAAUCACCAAAAAAGCGACUGUUCUCACAUUUACACAGAACUUCCCACAACGAAACCUAAAAUCAAUAAGUUUGGUGAAAUGGUGCCAGAAAAUAUACUAAAAUUUAUAAAUAUCCAAAAAAUGUUACCUGUGCCAUUUGUGAUCUAUGCUGAUUUUGAAAGUUUGCUAAAGCCCAUAGACCAUGCUGAACCUUUCAAUGGAAAUUCAUAUUCCGUUAAAACUGCUGAACACCAAGCAUAUUCGUUUGCAUUUUACCUUAAAUGCAACUACGAUGAUUCACUUUCUAAACUAAUAAAAUAUGAAGGAGAGGAUGCUCCCAAAGUGUUUAUAAAGAAAUUGGAUGAUUUAGUGCAUGAACUAUAUACCAAUGACCUUAAACAUGUUAAACCAAUGUCACCGUUAACAAAAGAAGAAAUUGAAAAACAUAUGAGCGCUACCGAGUGUUACUUGUGUGGAAAGCCAUUCAAUCCUUUCAAUCAUAAGGUGAAAGAUCACCACCAUCUAAAUUCAAAAUAUCUUGGGGCUUCACAUAACUCCUGUAAUAUAAAUAACAAACUCUCAAAUACAAUACCUGUGUUCUUUCACAACAUGAGUAAUUAUGAUUGUCAUCUUUUUAUUAAAGAGCUUUCAACAACUGGUGAAAAAGUUUCAGUAAUUGCACAGACGAAAGAAAAAUAUAUCACAAUUUCUAAAAGAAUUCUGGUAGAAAAGUCGAAAAAUGGCCUAGAUAAAUACAUAACUCUGAAAUUUGUUGAUUCAUACAGAUUUUUGGCAAAAUCUUUGGAUAUUCUGAGCACAACUUUAGACUCGGAGCAGUGUACAGAAAUUAGAAAGUAUUUCCCAGAUACUAAACACUUUGAACUUGUGAGACGUAAGGGUGUCUUUCCUUAUUCAUAUAUGGAUGGAUUUGACAGACUUAAAGAAAAAACACUUCCACCUAAAGAAAAUUUUUACAAUAAUCUAACUAACAAACACAUUUCUGAUGAAGAUUAUGCAAGAGCAGUUGAUGUAUGGAACACAUUUGAUUGUAAAUCUAUGAGUGACUAUGCUAUGGUGUACUUAGUAUCAGAUGUCUUAUUACUGGCUGAUGUGUUUGAAAAUUUUAGAAAAAUAUGUCACAAAGAAUACAAUUUGGAUCCUUGUCACUACAUAACUGCUCCUGCAUUAAGUUGGGAUGCUAUGUUAACAUACACUGAAAUUGAACUGGAGCUUCUUACAGAUGUGGACAUGGUACACUUUUUUAAGAAAGGAGUAAGAGGAGUUGUCGCACAAUGUAGCAAACGAGAAGCGGUGGCAAAUAAUCAAUAUGUACCCAACUAUGAUCCACAACAACCCGGGUCUUACAUCAUGUAUCUAGAUGCCACAAAUUUAUAUGGUGCAGCCAUGUGUCAAUAUCUUCCAUAUGAAAAUUUUAAAUGGGUAACCGAUGUAGAAAACUUCGACUGUUUUUCGGUGGAGGAUGAUGCGAAUAAAGGGUAUGUGUUGGAAGUGGAUUUGGAAUAUCCAGCUCAUUUACAUUCUUUACAUAAUGAUUUGCCAUUCUGCCCCGAAAGCAUGGUACCUCCAGGAAGCAAAUGUCCUAAACUUAUCCCAAAUUUCAACAAUAAAACUAAAUACAUUAUCCAUUAUCGCAAUCCUAAACAGUGUCUUAGGUAUGGUCUGGUACUAAAAAGGAUUCAUCGUAUACUAGAGUUUUCGCAAUCACCAUGGUUAAAAAAAUAUAUUGAUCUAAACACAUCACUCAGAAACAAAGCCAAAAACGAGUUUGAAGGGGAUCUUUUUAAGCUUCUGGUUAAUGCAAUAUUCGGUAAAACUCUAGAGAACGUUGAAAAAAGAAGAGAUAUCCGCCUGUGCACCCGCUGGGAAACAAAAACAAAUUCAUUGGGAGCCAGGGCACUUAUCCCUAAACCAGAAUUCAAGUCUUGUUCCGUGUUUAAUGAGAAUUUGGUGGCAGUCCAUUUGGGUAAAACCAAAAUAGUUUAUGACAAGCCUCUCUAUGUUGGAUUUACAAUUUUAGAUUUAUCAAAAACAGUGAUAUAUGAUUUUUAUUAUGGAUAUAUCAAAAAGAAAUAUGGGGAAGCCGCAAACCUGUUAUACACAGACACAGACUCCCUGAUUAUGGAGAUAUACACCCCCAAUUUCUAUAAUGACAUGAAAAGAAAUUUAGAACAUUUCGACACCUCCAACUAUCCAACUGAUAAUGUUCACGGGAUACCGAAAACACCGUCAAUACUAGGAAAAAUGAAAGAUGAAUUUGCAUUAAAUGUUUCUAUGGUACAGGUGCUAAAUCUUAUUGCAUAG